This is a messenger RNA of Colletotrichum costaricense, 1047 nucleotides long. RefSeq lists its product as uncharacterized. Bases 1 to 1047 code for a protein of 348 amino acids. The transcript has a single exon. The record is from RefSeq and is a predicted model, not a curated record. Lineage: Eukaryota; Fungi; Ascomycota; Sordariomycetes; Glomerellales; Glomerellaceae.
AUGUCUAAGUACGCCGAAGCCUUCCAGACCCCCAAGGGACCAGGCGACGCUCGCCCAACAGCCCUCCAAAUCAUCCAAGACGAAGGCCUCAUCGGCAAACUCACCGGUAAGACCAUCCUCAUUACCGGCGCAAACCAAGGCAUCGGCCUCGAAACCGCGCGCGCGCUCUACCAAACCGGCGCCACCAUCUACCUCGGCGUCCGCAGCCGCGAAAAGGGUGAAAAGGCAAUCGCAGAUAUCACUGCCUCCAUCAAGGGCGAGACGUCCGGGUCUCUAGACUUCGUGGAAAUGUCCCUCGACGACUUCUCCUCGGUCCGCAAAGGCGCGGAGGACUUCCUGUCCAAGAGCAACGGCAAGCUCAACAUCCUCGUCAACAACGCAGGCAUCAUGGCACAGACAAAGACUAUAACUAAAGACGGCUUCGAAUCGCAGUUCGCCACGAACCACCUGGGCCACUUCCUCCUCUUCCAACUAAUGAAGCCCGCCCUUCUCGCAUCCGCGACGCCGGAUUUUGCGUCCCGCGUCGUCGUUGUGUCGUCCAUGGCCCACCGCGCCAGCGAUAUCCGCUUCGAGGAUGUCAACUUUGACGAGGAGGAAUCGUAUGAGCCGUACACGGCGUACGGCCAAUCCAAGACGGCCAACAUUUACUUCUCUAACGAGAUUGAGCGGCGCUACGGGGCCUCGCGGAACUUACACUCCACCUCGCUGCACCCGGGCGCCAUCCUGACCAGCAUGGCAGCGUCGCAAAACGUCGACGUGGACGCGAUCAAGGCCAGUAUGGGAGAGGAGACGUUCAACAAGCUCAUGAGCACGCUCAAGAACCCGGAGCAAGGGGCCGCUACCACCGUCUACGCCGCCGUGAGUAAAGAGUGGGAAGGCAAGGGCGGGAAAUACCUCAACGACUGCGCCGAGGGCGGACCUGGUGUCGAUGGAUUCACGCCGGCGACGACGGAUCCUGGGUAUGCCUCGUGGGCUUACGAUGAGGAGAAAGCUGCGCGGUUGUGGAGGGAGUCGUGCAAGAUGGUUGGAGUUGAGGAUGAUGCUUAG